GAAGAAGCAUGUUUCGUAUGCUGUAGAACGAGGCCACGACACGAUUCUUGAAUUCUUCUGUUCUCGCGUACCAAACAAAAACAUCUUACAUAAGGCCCUUAAUGAAAUUAUUUUAUUCCACUUUAGUGGGAUCUGCCGAACGAGAGGCACCCAGAAGAUCCUCUACAGCGGGACAUUGUCGUUGAUAUUUGGACUUUUCCUCACAUUUUCGCCAAUUCCAAACGGUAACGUCAUUUGUUUGCUAGAAUCGUCAUGGCUGAUGAUUUUGAUGUUGAGGCCAUGCUGGAGGCGCCGUACAGAAAGGAUGAGGUCAAGUCUUCUCAUGCAAACGGACACGAUGGCCAGAACAGGAAGAAGAGGCGGAGCAAGAGCCGAAGCCCAGGCUCCAAAAAAAGAAGGAGCCGAAGCAGAGACAGAAAGAAGGCCAAGAAGAGGAGCAAGAGCCGAGAAAGGAAGCCAAGCCACAGCAAGGAACGGCAUCGUAGCCGCUCUCGAAGUAGGGAGCGCGCUGGGCGCUACAAAGCCCGCAAGAGCCCAGUAAGGAAGCGUUCCAAAAGUCCUUUCAAAAAAGAGAAGAGUCCAAUCAGGCAACCAAUUGACAACCUAACACCAGAGGAGCGAGAUGCCCGCACCGUUUUCUGUAUGCAGCUGGCUGCUAGAAUCAGAGCUCGAGACUUGGAGGAUUUCUUCUCGGCUGUGGGAAAAGUAAGAGAUGUGAGAAUGAUAUCUGACCGCAAUUCCCGGAGAUCGAAGGGGAUCGCCUACAUUGAGUUUGUGGAGUCGUCGUCUGUGCCCCUGGCCAUAGGACUGACUGGCCAGCGCCUCUUGGGGGUGCCCAUCAUUGUCCAGGCAUCUCAGGCAGAAAAAAAUCGAGCUGCUGCAGCCGCUAAUAAUCUUCAGAAGGGCAGUGCGGGUCCUAUGCGGCUGUACGUGGGCUCGCUGCACUUUAACAUUACGGAGGAAAUGUUGCGAGGGAUCUUUGAGCCCUUUGGAAAGAUUGAAGGAAUUCAGCUCAUGAUGGACAGUGAAACUGGUCGCUCCAAAGGAUACGGCUUUAUAUCAUUUGCAGAUGCCGAGUGCGCAAAAAAGGCCUUGGAGCAACUGAAUGGCUUCGAGCUGGCCGGCCGGCCAAUGAAGGUGGGCCACGUCACAGAACGCUCAGACGCAUCCACAGCAAGCUCGUUCCUGGACAAUGAUGAGCUGGAACGGACUGGCAUCGACCUCGGCACCACUGGUCGCCUCCAGCUCAUGGCACGACUCGCUGAAGGAACUGGUCUAAAGAUUCCCCCUGCUGCUCAGCAGGCUCUGCAGAUGACUGGCUCCAUAUCUUAUGGAAACAUGGGCACACCAUCAGGUGUUCCAGCUCCUGCACCAAGCCAAGCUUCGAACCUUCCUUCUCAGCCACUGGCCACUCACUGCCUUCAGUUAUCCAACCUCUUCAACCCACAAGCGGAAAACGAUCCCAGCUGGGCUAUUGAAAUCCAAGAUGAUGUCAUUGAGGAGUGUAACAAGCAUGGAGGAGUCGUUCACAUUUAUGUUGACAAGAACUCUGCUCAGGGUAAUGUGUAUGUGAAGUGCCCCUCCAUACCAGCAGCAAUGGCCUCUGUAAAUGCACUUCAUGGACGCUGGUUUGCAGGGAAAAUGAUCAAGGCGUCUUAUGUUCCUUUACCAACAUACCACAACCUUUUCCCAGAUUCUGUAACAGCGAAGCAGCUUCUAAUGCCAACACGUCGAUAGUGAGAGACAUGCUUCUGAACGUCAGUGUACAUACAUUUCUUUGCACUGAUUUAAAAUGUAUUUGAAAAGGCUGCAUUAAAGUUGGUUGGCUGAAGUUCGUGUACGCCCUUGGGAAAAACAGGCAGUUUUGAGUUUCCUUUCAACUUUGUGGCUUUGUGAUGUCAACUACCACUGAAGAAAUCUGCAGGUCUGUUUUUAAAGAUUUGUCUCAUCUGCUUGUUUCUGUCAGUACUUUUAGAUUGAAAACAAAUAGCAGGAUUACACAAGUCUGAAAUAUUGGGUCUUAAAUACCAAAAGUAUAUCAAUGUCUACAAUAAUCCUUUGUAACUUUUUACAGCCAUAAUUUCAUUUUUAGUAUUAAGACUCCCAAUAAACUAUUUGAAAACUCA
Molecule: messenger RNA, 2126 nt
Organism: Phyllopteryx taeniolatus (common seadragon)
Lineage: Eukaryota; Metazoa; Chordata; Actinopteri; Syngnathiformes; Syngnathidae
Gene: rbm39b
Product: RNA binding motif protein 39b
Exons: 15
Coding region: 253-1737 (494 amino acids)
Biological process (GO): mRNA processing
Cellular component (GO): nucleus
Molecular function (GO): RNA binding
Source: RefSeq, a predicted model, not a curated record